CCAUCCCAAUUUAACGCCUUCGCGCGCUCGGCCGGCUCGACAGCUCCAUCAUCACGGUCCGAGACUUCAACAUCUACAAUAAAAGAGCUCUCAUGCCCUCUGCCGACAUGACCCUCGCGUCCGCCACCCCGGCACCCGCCCGCAAGUCAGGUUCUGCACCCGAGAAGAAAUACAAAUGCCAGUUCUGCAAUCGCGCCUUCAGCAGGAGCGAGCAUCGCAGCCGUCAUGAACGUUCGCACACCAAAGAGCGACCCUUCAAAUGUCUCAAGUGCCGCAGCACUUUCGUCCGCCGCGACCUCCUCCUCCGACACGAUCGUACGGUCCACGCGAAAGAUGGCGGCGUGCCCCUGCACAGCGAAGUGAAGAGGCGGAACACAAAAGCUCCCGAGGUCUCAGCUCCGGGCCCCUCCAAGGCCUCGAUACCCAUCGACACCGCCACCCUCGAGCAGAUCGAAGCCAGCAGCGAUGGCAUGGUCGACAUCGAGACGGCUGCAAUGCUGAUGACGGAUUUCCACCACAAGGCAAUGGCGAGCCAGGAGCCGGACAUGGCCAUCGACGCACCGGCACCCGUGAUUUCUCCCAACGGUCAAUCCCUUCACGAAUCAUCGGGGGCAUACAAUGCUCCAGGCCAGAUGUCAUUGCCGCAAAUGCCCUGGGACUCGAUGGUGCCGCACAAUGUUUCCGAUUCGAAGCCUCAACAGUCUGCCGCCACAUCUGGCGACACGCAUUCUGCCUUCACCAACGCGGGUUCCAUCAACUCUCACCAGCUGCCACCAAUCAUGGAUCGCCAGAUGUCUGGUAACGAAAACAUCGGGCCCUCCUUCCCGUCAAUGAGCAGCUCGGCGCCUGGAAACGGCCUCGGCACUCCCGGUGCUCUUUCGCCCUACCCAUCCAUGCUUGGCCCCGUCUCCCCCGUCGACUAUCGCAGGUCGCCCGGACCUUCCCAGGCCUUGACUGUGACAAAGGCGCCCCAGGUAGAGUCCGAAGAGCAGUUGGCGAAGAUCUACGAGAACAUCAAGAACUUCGACAGCGAAAACGCACUCCUCGAUACCUUCCACCUCCCGAGCUUGAACACGCUCAACAGGCUUCUGAAGACUUACUUCGAUCUGUUCCAUCAUCAUCUUCCGUUCCUGCAUCCGGCAACAUUCCACCCAACAGAAGUGUCUGCCCCUUUGCUUCUUGCUGUCUUGUCGAUCGGAGCGCUCUACAUCUUCGAUCAGGAUCAGGCUUACAUGCUCCACAUUGGCUCGAAGGUCCUUGUUAACCAGUUCUUGCAGAACAAGGAGAACUUCAGCUCCCGCAAGUGCCCGCUAUGGACGAUGCAGAGCAGUCUGUUGAACAUGAUUUUUGCCAGCUGGAGCGGUGACCCCAAGGGACUCGAAUGGGCUUGCUCGAUCAAGAGUUUGUUGGCUAAUAUGGUUGCUGGCAAUCGUUACGAGCUCAAGCUUCGCUCGGAAGCUCGUGAUGGAACACACCCAAGCCACCAAGAGUGGGUGGAAGACGAGCAAUGCCGUCGGACAUAUUACGCUGUGUACAUCUUCUUUGGUCUGCUCACUUUGACCUACAACCACACGCCUGCCAUGGGUUUCAACGAAUUCGAUACGCUCGAGCUCCCGUCUUCUGAGUCACUCUGGACCAUGGAUGUCGCGGAUGAGGGGUCUUUCAGGGAUAGCCUGGCCACGUCGAAGAUCAUCACCUUCCGUCAAGCGCAUGACAAUCUCUUCCAGGGGGAACCUGCCCGCUACAGCGCCUUCGCUACUCGUGUCAUGAUCAACGCCCUCUUCCUCGAGGUCUGGUAUCACAAGCGAAGCCCCGAAGCUCUCCAAGAUGUUGUAACCGAGUACAAACUCCGACUAGCCCUCGAUACAUGGCACAAGUCGUUGGAGCUCUGCGAACCCGAGACUGUUGUUGUGCAGCUGAGCGCUCCUCACAAGGGUCAUCCUCUGAUCUUCAACGCGAUGGCCAUGUACCGCAACACUCGCACUCGUCUUGUCGUAGAUCUCAAGUCCAUCCAGGAAGCUCUCCGUUACCACGACUCUUAUGAGGUAGCGGCCGCUAUGACGAACGCGCGAGACAAGGUUGCGCGUUCCGAGGAGAUGAUCAAGGUCAUUCAGGAGUGCUUCGACUGCAUAGAAGUCGCUGCGGUUCAAGGUAUUCGAUGGGUUGCGCGCACCUCUGCCACCAACUGGAGUAUCGAACAUCCUCUCUGCGGUAUGGAUCUCAUGGUCAUCCUCACGCUCUGGCUCUAUCGUCUGGAACAUGAUGAGGAGCCAGCUACAGAGGAAGAACUGGCCAUGUACAACAAAUUGCGAAGCCUUUUCGACGAUGACUCUGUAGAUGUCUAUGGAGCCAAGCUCAGCUCCACAGUCGCCCGACUGUGGGGAAGCAUGAUCGACGAGGUCGUAGUAUGGGGCAUCACCAAGCUCAUGGGUGAAGCCUUCAAGCUGCAUUCCCAAGCCCUCGUCGGUUAUGAAGACGCCAUGACCGAACGCUCCGGUUCCGGUACGCCUUCAAUGGCACCGGGUGGAGUGCAAGUUCUCGAAGUGCAGAUGGCAUAUUAAAACAGCCACCUCUAAUGCUUUAUCUUUACGACUCACGACUAUUUCUUUUUGGUAUACAUCAUUCUAUCUCCUUCCGCUAGACUGGGCCGUCAUUCCGUCUCUUGUCAUCUCCUCUCUGCAUAUGGGAGCAUGGCUAGGAGUUCGGGCAUUACCCUUUAUUGCAUUCUGGGAGUGGUAAUUUUUUGUUUUGCUUUGCCAUCUCCGAUAUUUCCUGCUUCACUAUACUACGCGGAGUACCUCUGGCGAAC
This is a messenger RNA of Aaosphaeria arxii CBS 175.79, 2809 nucleotides long. RefSeq lists its product as uncharacterized. Gene Ontology annotation, cellular component: chromatin. The transcript has 3 exons. Gene Ontology annotation, biological process: regulation of transcription by RNA polymerase II; DNA-templated transcription. Lineage: Eukaryota; Fungi; Ascomycota; Dothideomycetes; Pleosporales. Gene Ontology annotation, molecular function: RNA polymerase II cis-regulatory region sequence-specific DNA binding; zinc ion binding; DNA-binding transcription factor activity, RNA polymerase II-specific. Bases 93 to 2561 code for a protein of 822 amino acids. The record is from RefSeq and is a predicted model, not a curated record.